UUUCAGGGGCUUACUUUUUUAUAUCUAAGGUUGUGAAGACACAAAGUCAAGUUAAAAUUAUUUUUUGCUACUCAGUUAAUAGUUAUCAUUUCAUUAAUUGAAAUGUGUAAUCAAUCAACUUAUGUCAAAGAUCUUCUUCUAACUAGGCUGUCAGGAACAGCAGCUCCAGCUCCAGUUUUGCCUGCUGAGCAGAAAGAAACCAUCCAGUCGAUGGUAAGAAGGAGAAUUAUAGGAUUAGAUCGAAGCUCAAUGAAAAGCAUUUUGCAUAAUCAGAACAAAUCAAGCUUUUCUUCUUCUAAAAAUUUCACUAAUAAAAGAUUCAGAAAGACCAAUACACCAGAAGAUCUGAAAUUAAAAACGGCUCUCAAGCAGUUUCAGCUGGCAAAACUUGAGGAAAAACAUGCCAAAGCAAAUUCAAUUCAACAAAAUCCUCUUUUAUAUGAUGAAAAAUUACUUCAAGUCAAGAAGAAGCUACUAGAAGAGAAAAAAAUUGAAAGCACUCGACUAAAGCAAUCUUCUCAAGAAGAAGCCUUAAGAUCACAAGUGAAGUAUUCUGAAUGGAAAAAGAGACAAGAGAUAAAAACUAUUGUGCAAGUGGCGAAAAAUUCUCAAGAAAAAUUCAUUGAAAAAUUUGAAUUCCCUUCUAAUGAACAGAAAAUUCAAAAACCUCUUACAUGCAGCAUUCCAGAAAAAUAUAAUUUUACACAAGUUUAUGAACAUGCAAAUGAAAAUUUCUGCCAAAGUGCAAAUAAAUCCACAGCUUUAUGGCCUGCAGAUCAGCUUCCAAGUGCACCAAGUAGUAGAACAAUUCUGCAUGAACCUGGACAUGACUGCCAAACCAUUUGCAUAAAUGAACAAUCUCUCCCAGCUCGUUUUCAGAGAUCAUCACCCACUCAACUUGACUGCAGUGUUCAAAGUUCUACUAAUCAUUCAAUUAAAAUAAAUGAGCACCAUCAUAAAUCAGGGCCUCUUCACACUGACAAGGAAACCCUCCCAGUAUUCUUUGAGAAAGUUCCUCCUAAAGAGACAGCGAGAAAUGGAAGGGAAAAUCAUACAAAUCCAUUUGAUGAUUUACUGGAAGAAAAUGAUGCAUUUGCGCUCCUGCUUGAUAUGAUGGAUGGAUUUCCUGCCAACAGUGAAGGCGCUACUGCUCUGCGUGUUCUGUGCUCUCAAGACCAUGCAACUAGGUCGAGCUUACUCUGUAAUAAGACUCUACACUGGACUCCUGCAGGCAGGAUGAUCCUGCAAAUUUAUCAACAGCAGGAUGAACCGCUCCUACCUGCGCCAGUACGUCGCUCUUUUGAGAAUCGUGCUCGAAACGAUCAUCGCGACUCGAAUCAGGAUGAAAAUACAUUGAAUUGCGAGCUAAAGAGCUCACAGACGCUUGAGACUCAAGGUAGCCUGGCUUCUAACGUCGUGAAUUCUAGCUCGAGCGGCUGCACUCGCGUUGAGACAGCUGCUAGCUUUCCAAAUGGAAUUGAAAAUCACACAGUUCAAAACUAUAGAUACUCGUCUGACUUCAGUAACGUCCCUAUCGAUUUGAUAGAAUGUGGAUCGGCUGGUAAUUCUCAUCCACUAGAUGGAACUGUUUCUAUGGAUUUCGUUGCUGACCAAAUAGACUUUCCUGUUGAAUAUGAGGCUGCUGUUCGGGAGCUACCAAUCGUGCUUGGAAGCAAUAAUAGUUCUCAAUUAAAUUCCGAAUGUCGUGACGAAAUUGGGGAUGGUCAAAACUAUAACGACCCCCCAAAAGACAACUGGGGAAAUAACUGUGAUCAUCUUUCACUUCCUAGUCCACAGCCCUAUUUAGCAUCAUCAGAAAACGUUUUCUCGAAUUCAUUUAAAAACUUUGAUGCGUUCAAUGGGGCGAGUUCAAAUUUGAUCAUGAAUCAUAGCCUUUCUAACGGAUUCGUUGCCAUUCACGAUGAUCAUCAGUUUAAGUGCUCAAAUGUGAGUGAUGGCUUAAUCAAUGAAGAAAUUUGCGCAGAUCAAUUAUCUGUGCAAAACACUGGAUUUAGUUAUCACUGUCCUACCACUCAUGCAAAGCAAUCGAGUUGUCUUUGUGGAAGCUUGUGCGGAUCGAAUGGCCGCUGCAAAUAUUUCAGUGGCAACACCGAAGCUUAUGUACCUCAUGCAACUGAUUCCUUACCUAUAGUCGCUCCUAGUCAAACUCGCUCAAAGCUUACGCCUUCUCGAAAUGAUUCAUUUUCAUUCAAUGGUGGAGAGGGUUCACGAAACCAAAUAACAGCUCCCGAGAUUUCUACGACCUCAUCUUCAUUUGCUACGUCUCGGCGCAUCGCGCAGUCUCAGCUGUCGUCCCAGUCUCAGACGAAUGGACCAUCUAGUCGUCAGCACCUAAUACCCAGUAACUGCUCCACUCGAGGUGAUUAUUUCCUACCAACGUUCUCGGAUAAGAAUUUAAUUGGAUCCCCUAGACCAAAUUAUUAUUUUAAUUCGCCAAGAAUCAGUGCCUCUCCUGGAUCCACUUAUUCGAGUUCGCCAUGCACCUCGUCGACUUCGCUAAUCGCGUGCGAAGCUUGCGACAUGCUCGAGCCCCAGGACACCUGCCAGAGCAACCAACUCACACAGGAUGAGUUUGAAGCCAUAAACGGCGAUGGGUCGGGACCCAUCAUGAUGCAGGUGCUGCCGUAGCUGCAAGCGAUUGGCGUUCGUUUCAUAUUCUCAACAUUGAACUUCUUGUGAUAACAUCUUGGUUCCUCGUGCGUCAAUUAACCAUUGUAACAUACAAAUAUUUAUACUCUCGGGUUUCAAAUUUGCCUCAGAAUCUAAUAUUAUGGCACUAGUUUAACCUUAAGACGGUUAACCAUUGUUGAAAAUCGUGUAAGAAGCUUGAAGAAAGAGUGUUGAAAUCACAUGGUAUUUACUGCAAAGUUAUCCGUUUGUCCUCAAGAUAUUUUUGUAGCGAAGGUAGAUUUAUUCAAUAGAAGGCUCCAUCAGUUAACUCUCCAGAAAUUGUUAAAUUAUCGACCUUAUCUCUAAGUAUAAAAACUGUAGACCCUAAUUAAUCAUCAAGGUCCGUAUGUUCAACAUAUUCUUCAUAUAACGUUUCGAAAUGAGUUGUCAAGCUUCUUUUGCUCAUUUCUCACCCACCUCUAAUUUUAUUCUAUUUUCAGUCAAAAAACUUGAUCUAAGCUUUAAAUACCUUCUGCGUUUUCUAAAAUGAGAAAUAGAUACAUGAAUAAAUUUCAAAUCUCUGUCGUGUUUGUCGGUAUUCCCGCUUCUCAAAUUCAUGGCAGCUUAAUUUAUCUAAUAAAUAUAUAUUAGUUAUCAUCUAUUACUUCUUGUUAUAUAUUCUUCCCAGUAGAACUUCAGGGAAGAAAAACUUCAGUUGUUCCUCCCGCGUACAAUCGUCCUUCAGUGCCGUCUUCACCCUGGAAUAUUUGUUUGUGUCUAUUUUGAAUGAAGGAAGUACCGCCAAUGUUUGCAUAUGCAGAAAGUACUCUUCAUUACUUCCAUUGAAUAAAGGCUAACAAUGCACCUUU
This is a messenger RNA of Hyalella azteca, 3500 nucleotides long. RefSeq lists its product as uncharacterized. NCBI's taxonomy places the organism in Eukaryota, Metazoa, Arthropoda, Malacostraca, Amphipoda, Hyalellidae. The transcript has 6 exons. The coding region runs from base 103 to 2649 and encodes 848 amino acids. The record is from RefSeq and is a predicted model, not a curated record.